Neurospora crassa OR74A is the source of this 1885-nucleotide messenger RNA. RefSeq names its product PX domain-containing protein. Gene Ontology annotation, cellular component: endosome. Gene Ontology annotation, molecular function: phosphatidylinositol-3-phosphate binding. Lineage: Eukaryota; Fungi; Ascomycota; Sordariomycetes; Sordariales; Sordariaceae. The transcript has 3 exons. The record is from RefSeq and is a predicted model, not a curated record. The coding region runs from base 420 to 1244 and encodes 274 amino acids.
GUGGGGAUGCGUUAUGACGAACAUUGAUGUGACGGGCAGGAAUUUGUUGCUGUUCGGCAAUCUGUCCUUGAUCCUGCUCUCUCGCCUUGAUUAUCGCAUUCAUUUCAACUUCGUAUCUAGUUUACCUCUUCAAUCUCUCAUCCGAACUCACUGCCGAUUAAUCCUCGACCGUAUACUCCUCGUACUUCCGGCUACUGAUUAUCUUUAGGCUGUCAAGUAUACCAACCCAAUCGCGACAAUUCGAACCGUUCGGGAUUCACGACCUACCACAAUCUUCCAUCACUCUUCAAUUCGACGACGUCGUUCCAGCGGAAGCGCAUUCAAAGCAAGUAACAUCCAGGAUCGCCCUUGAUUCAACCGACCUUGGGCGCAAACACCAGCACACCUCAUACAACUGCCCUGCGCGGAUGAUGGCUUGAAUGGCGUCAGACACGGAACCACAACAUGAACCACAGCAGGAGGAGCAGCGGGAGCUCGCUCUUAACGGCAGAACCGAAGGGGAAGAAGUAACAGAAAACGGAAACGACCUACCUCCACGACCCGCGACACCGUCGACGAAACCAACCACCGGCGCGUGCCCACCGCAAGCGCAACCAUUAUAUUCCAACAAUGACGACGAACGUUCUUCAGACAACGCCCUAGGCACUAGUUCCGCGGACGGCUCCUACCAAGAUGAUGCCAGCUCCGAGCUAGUAACCUCUCCAUCAGUGACGUCGCCGCCCUACUGGGCACACGGACACACCACGCACAGCCAGGGGAGAACGCGACAUGCAAGGACAAUGUCAAGCGUCUCAGCGGAAAGCGAUCUGCUACCGGGGGCCAUCACGCUGCAGGAUAACGAGCACGACGACGGGCCAGACGGGGCGAACGUGUAUGGACGGGACCGCAACCGGGCGUGCUGGGCGAAGAAGGUGGAUAUUGUCGAUUAUAUACUGGUGAAUGGGGGGACGGCUAAUAUUGGGGCGUUCGUGGUUUGGAAUAUCAAGGUUGAGACGUUGAAUGGCUCGCGAAUAAACAUAAGGAAACGAUAUUCCGAGUUCGACAGUCUCAGGAAACGUCUCGUCCAGACUUUUCCGAACUUUGAGGCGGCUGUACCUCUAAUACCUCCCAAGAGCAUCUUACACAGGUUCCAGCCCAAAUUUCUCGAAAAAAGGAGGGCCGGACUACAGUAUUUCUUAAACUGCAUUUUACUCAACCCAGAAUUCUCUGGAUCUCCUGUUUUGAAGGAGUUUCUCUUCUCGUAAGGAUACCGACGAUAAAAGAAAAAAAAAGAAAAAAAAAAUGAGAGAAAAAUGCGCAAGAGACGAUGAACGAACUUUACCAGUUUCGACGAUGAGGCAAUGGUAAUAUGAAUAAUUCCUGACCAGAUCAAGGGUAAUGGCCUGGUUACGAUGACGACGAUGACGACGAUGACGACGAUGACGAUGAUGACGAUGAUGACGGUGAUGAAAGUGAACGAGACAUGGACGUCUUGGCUUAUUGGCUGGAUGGGGACAGGAUGCCCGAGAACCGAGACUCUCGUGAGCAAAACAAUCAGAUGAACUGACGCUACACUAGGGCGUGGAGAGACGUGUCGCAACAAUGCAAAGCGGCUGGAUCCGUUCUACGUUUCAUACAAUAUGUCUUCAAGAUCGGCAUUGCUCUGUUUGACCUUUGGACGUCUGAGAUAGUUAGAGUUUCUGGAGUUCGCUGUGAUUCCGGGUCAAAUGAUGGAAAAUGGGUUUGGCCUCUUCUCUUCCCCCUGCAAUGUAGCUACCACUCGCAGUAUCGCCUUCUAAACCCAGGAUUUCGAUCCGCCGAGAAGCUAUCCACAGUAGGCCAAUCUCGCAGUCGGCUCUGGGCCAGUUUGCUUUGUCCAAAAAUCCAGAUUCACUGUUGGUCUCAG